Aspergillus puulaauensis is the source of this 444-nucleotide messenger RNA. Its product is annotated as resistance to Congo red protein. The coding region runs from base 1 to 444 and encodes 147 amino acids. Lineage: Eukaryota; Fungi; Ascomycota; Eurotiomycetes; Eurotiales; Aspergillaceae. Gene Ontology annotation, cellular component: intracellular membrane-bounded organelle. The record is from RefSeq and is a predicted model, not a curated record. Gene Ontology annotation, biological process: vesicle-mediated transport. The transcript is spliced from 3 exons.
AUGGGUGCCCUAUUAGAACCGCGAGCCAGAUGCUACAGCAGCUAUCGCGGCUACUAUCGUUGCAAUCGAUGGAAUGACUGGGGUCGCUGGGUCGCCUUUGGUGUGAUUGUUGGAGUGGCUUUGCUCGCAUUUUUCGCUCUAUCAUGCUUCAACGCUCGACGACGCCGCAGAAGGGGCCUUCGCCCAUACGCUGGGACUGCCUGGAUGGCUCCUCCUCCACCGUAUCACCCACAGACACAUCAAGAUCCCUACAAUCAGCCUCCCCCGCCUCCGCAAUACACGCAACAACCACCUCCUCAGGGAUACUUUGGAGGCCAGCCAGGAAUUGAGUUACAGCAACCACCAAAUGCGUACUACGGGGGACAACAGCCUCCGUAUGGAGGCCAGCCUGUUUACCAGCCGCCAUCUGGCCCGCCACCUCCGGGAUUCAACGGGAAGCCUUAG